AUGCCGCUACAACCACUAACGCUAAUCACAAUUUGUUGUUUUUCUUUUGCCUUUUCUGUUGACGUACGAUCUCGUGUUGAUUGUUCACCCGAUCCACACUCAUUAAACGAACAAAAAUGCAAAAGUCGAGGGUGUGUUUGGGAAUUUCCACAAGUUGAUGCUCCUAAAGAAACCCCACCUUGUUACUUUCCAUCAACGACCGGUUAUGUUAAAACGAAAGAUUUGGGUAAUGGAGUUCUUGUUUUGGAAAAACAAAAUGGUCCAUUAAACCCGUUUGGGGCGGAUAUCUCUCCGUUGAAACUGAAAACGCACUACAUCGGCUCAACCUUUGAGUUAUCAAUUGGAAAUGAUGAUCGAUACAUUCCGCCACUAAAUUUACCCAAAGAACAACCAAACGACAAUAGCGAUCCUUUGGAUUUCCAGGAGACAUCCGGAACGAAUGGAACCUUCACUUUUCAGAUGAUUCGACGAUCCACUGGAAGAAUUAUUUGGGAUACGUCAAUAGGAGGCCUACUAUUUGCCGAUCAGUACAUUCAAAUCGCUACACUUUUACCGUCAACAAACAUUUUUGGUUUUGGAGAACAUGUGCAUAAAACGUUAAAGCACGAUAUGACUCGAUACACAACAUGGCCAAUGUUCGCGACCGGGUUCCCACCCGAUUCGGGUUCUCAACUCUCCACUCAUCCCUUAUAUGGAGUACAUCCUUUUUAUUUGUGUAUUGAGCCAGACGGGAAAACACAUGGAGUGCUAUUGUUAAACAGUAACGCUCAGGAAGUAACCCUGGGUCCAGCGCCCCAUCUUGUCUAUCGAACAAUCGGCGGUCAAUUGGAUUUCGUUUUUUUUGCUGGACCCACACCGGAAGCCGCUAUUCAGGGCUAUCUUUCAUACAUUGGAAAACCGUUUUUGCCGGCUUACUGGGCACUUGGAUAUCAGUUAUCCCGAUGGGGUUAUCAAGGUGUCGAUGAAAUGAAGACUGUAAUCAGAAGAAAUCAGGCAGCCGGAAUUCCUCUCGAUGUUGCCGUUGCCGAUAUUGAUUACAUGAGCACUUAUGAAGAUUUUACAGAGGGAGAGAAAUGGUCUACUUUCCCUGAAUACGCUCAAGAAUUGCACUCGCAAAACGUGAAUCUCAUUCUCAUUUUUGAUCCGGCUAUCGAAGUUGAUUAUGACACUUUUCAACGAGCGAUUAAUCAAAACGUCUCUUUUGUUGAAUGGCCUCGAUUUGAUCAAGUACCCACAAAGAUUCAAGAUCAAUAUCCGUUAGCAAAGAACACAAAAAUGAUGCUAGGGAAUGUAUGGCCCGAGAGAAAUGUGGCGUUCCCCGAUUUUCUCGAUCCAACGAACAAAACUGAACUUUGGUGGAUCGAUGAAUUUCGGAGAUUUCAUGAUAUGCUUCCCUAUGAUGGAAUUUGGAUCGAUAUGAAUGAACCAGAGAAUUUUCAAACGGGAACACUCAAAGGAAACAAUUCAAAUGGAAAAACCCUUCAAUGUAUUGUAGACGGUAUUGAUGGGAAAUUCGACAAUCCACCAUAUGAAACAAAAGCUGUUUAUGAUGGAUUUGAUCCGUUUUUGGCUUCAAAAACUCUUUGUUUGAAUGGUCUUUCGAUAAGAGGCACAAACAAUCUUUACAAUACAAAAAGUCUUUAUGGAUGGUCUGAAUCUCGUGCCACAGCAAAAGCUCAUCAAUCAGCCAUCAAGAAAAGAGGAGCUGUCAUUUCUAGAUCAACUUUUGUCUCCUCAGGCCGUUAUACAGGACAUUGGUUAGGUGACAAUGUGGCUCGAUGGGAAGAUUUGAGGACAUCAGUCAUAGGUGUAAUCGAGUUCAACUUUUUCGGGAUUCCCUACGUCGGGUCGGAUAUCUGUGGAUUUACAGGAGUAACGUGGGAAGAGCUGUGCCUACGGUGGCACCAAAUGGGCGCAUUUCACUCAUUUUCCCGUGAUCACAAUAUGCAUUACAUGCCCGCUCAAGAUCCAGCCGUGUGGCCAUCGGUGACAAAAGCGGCAAAGAUUGCGCUCACUUUUCGUUAUCGCUACUUGCCGUACCUAUAUUCACUUCAUUAUCGAGCAUCAACCAUUGGAUCGACGGUGGUGCGUCCAUUGUUCUUCGAAUUCUCCAGUGAUUCGGAGACAUUCUCGAUCGAUCGUCAAUUCUUAUGGGGUAAAGCUUUGAUGAUUGCACCUGCACUUGACCCUGGAAUCGAUUCUGUACAUGCCUAUUUCCCCGAUGACCUAUGGUACUCACUGCAAGAUGAGACUUAUGGAAAAAUCAUUCCACCGGGUUACAACGAUGUUCCAGCAAAAAAUGAUACACUGACACCAGUUUUUGCUCGAGGUGGCUACAUUCUUCCUAGACAAACUCCAUCAACAACAACGAAAGAAUCAAGAAACAAUCCAUUUGAGUUGCUCGUGACUGUUGGACAAAAUUCGAUCUCAGAAGGAGAACUCUAUUAUGAUGAUGGAGUGACACAAUUUGAUUCGAUCGAUCAGAAUCCCCAUUUCUCAUUCAAUUUCACCUACAGCUACUCGCGUACAGCAGCUUCUCUGAAUGCUCGAUGGUCAACUUCAAUUUCAAAUUACACUCUUCCCACAUUGGAUAUCAUCGAUAUUGUCGGUUAUGACUACACUCCUGAUUUCAAUUCGUUCUAUCUAAAUGGAAAGAGGAUCAACAUCAAUAUACAAACUUCUUCCUAUAGUCCUUUUACUCGUCGUCUUUUCAUUUCCACCAAAAAUCUCAUUGAUAUGAAUGCUGAAAGUACUACUCUUGCCUGGUCACAUAAAGCAGUC
Messenger RNA from Mesorhabditis belari, 2781 nucleotides. Lineage: Eukaryota; Metazoa; Nematoda; Chromadorea; Rhabditida; Rhabditidae. The record is from the annotation of a GenBank genome assembly.